Messenger RNA from Cyanistes caeruleus (blue tit), 4236 nucleotides. NCBI's taxonomy places the organism in Eukaryota, Metazoa, Chordata, Aves, Passeriformes, Paridae. The record is from RefSeq and is a predicted model, not a curated record.
UUUUGAGGCCUGGCGCCCUGUCAGAAAGUUGACAGAUGAUCUGCAUUACCGGUGCGUCCCCGGGAUGCCCGGGAUAAUCGCGCUCCAAUGGACGCCCUGGAGCCGGCAGGUUCUCUGUGAAAUGGCUGCAGUGGAGGGAGCAGUGAAAUGGGCUCUUCUGGGCAUGCUCACUCUGUAGAGGGAGCUUUAUCACAUGAGCAGAAACUGAAUCACUGCUCAUGAGGAUCUGGAAUAUGCAACUCUUGGAGUCUUCACCAGAAGAAGACAACAGCUGCCCGCAGCGAGCAGUGCUGAGUAAGGGAGAGCCAAGGAAAGACGGCUGCAUGAAGACUGAGCUGCUGAAAGACAUCACCAACAACAAAGAGGAAGGGUUUAAUGCCAUGGCUGCAGAUGAAAGCGCUACAGAAAAGCAAGUGGGGGAACCAAAAAUGGCAGUAGAUGGCGAAACCAACGGUUCCUGUGAGCACAGCGAGGGUGGGGGCCACCCAAACCCAGCGAAAAACACUCAGGACAACACGAAAGUGAGCCAGCAGGACUCUACUACUAAAUUAAAUAGGAUAGCAGAAAACGGCAUUUCGGAGCGGGACGGCGAGCCUGGGAAGCAAAACCAUCUGAAAGCAAAUGACUUCACACAGACUUCUGUCACAGGGAGCAAUGGAUAUAUCCUAACCAAGCAGAUGGCACAGGAGCAGCCUCUAAGGACUACCAGCUUUGCUUCUCUCACUGGCCACGCUGCAAAAACGCUGCCUGGAGGAGCAGGCAAGGGCAGGACUGUGGGUUCCUUUGCCCAGCUCCAAGCCACCAUGCCAAGCAAGCUCGGGGAGGGCAGUAAGGACAUGGAUGCUAAAAAAGCCCCCGCUGCUAACGCUGAAGUCAAGGUCCACCGAGCACGGAAGACAAUGCCUAAACCCACCCCCAGCCUGCAUGCAAGUAAAGACCCCAAAGACGGGAGAGACAUCAGAGAUCAGAAGGAAUCCAAGGAGAAGGAGUUUGAGAACAUGCUGGACUUUGUGAAGCCGUUGUCGUUGCCCUCUCUCCCGGGCCUUCACCAGUCACUACCUCAGAACCAGAGCUAUGUGGCCACCACCAAGUCGCAGACAGCUGCUGCAGUAUCUCGGAAGAAAAAACGGAGAAUGGGAACCUAUAGCCUGGUUCCCAAGAAAAAGACCAAAGUGUUAAAACAGAGAACAAUGAUAGAGAUGUUUAAGAGCAUUACUCAUUCCUCUGUGGGUGCCAAGAGUGACAAGGAGCUGGGGGAUGGCAGCCCUCACGUGAACGGGGAAAGCCUGGAUGUGGACUCUGAAGAGGAGGACUCGGAUGAGCUGGAAGAGGAGGAUGAUCAUGGAGCAGAUCAGGCGGCCGUGUUCCCUGGGGAUGACAACAGGACCUCCAAGGACAGCGCGUCCGACGCAGACAACGCCAGGAAGAUGGAUGACGGCGAGUCUGAGGAGGAGCAGGAGUCUGUAGAAUCUGGGGAGGAGGAGGAGGAUGGAGACGAGUCUGACUUGAGCUCGGAGUCCAGCGUCAAGAAGAAGCUGCUGAAGAGGAAAGGGAAGACGGACAGUCCAUGGCUGAAACCCACCCGCAAGAGGAGGCGGAGGAAUAAAAAGAAACAAGGCGGUGUGCUAGGUGCUGAGACCUACAAACCCUCGCUGGGCAGCAGGGAGGGCCCUGGCCAGGAGAACAGCAUGGAGUACAUGGAGGUGUCCCUGGAUUCCCUGGAUCUCCGGGUGAAGGGGAUCCUCUCCUCACCAGUGGGAGGUCUCUCCAAUGGCCCUGAAGCAAUGGAAGAUGGUCUCCAGGAGGUUCCCCUGUGUAGCUGUCGAAUGGAAACCCCCAAAAGCAGAGAGAUCACCACGUUAGCCAACAACCAGUGCAUGGCCACGGAGAGCGUGGAUAACGAGCUGGGCCGAUGCACAAACAGUGUGGUUAAGUAUGAACUGAUGCGCCCGUCUAACAAAGUCCAGCUUUUGGUGCUGUGUGAGGACCAUAGAGGGAGGAUGGUGAAACACCAGUGUUGCCCUGGCUGUGGAUACUUUUGCACUGCAGGCACUUUCAUGGAGUGUCAGCCCGAGAGCAGCAUCUCCCACCGCUUCCACAAGAGCUGUGCCUCGCAGGUGAACGACACCAGCUACUGCCCUCACUGCGGGGAGGAGGCCUCCAAGGCCAAGGAGGUGACGAUAGCCAAGGCCGACACCACCUCCACGGUGUCCCUGAGCUACGAGCAGCAGAAACCCGCGGCUCUGGAGGGCAGGGCCGACACCACCACGGGGAGUGGCACUGGGACGAGGUUGUCAGAGGAAGACAAGCCAGAAAGUUCGGCUGCUGAAGGCUUUGACAUCGCUGGGUCUUCAGUUUUUCCAAAGCCUACUACUAGCUUGACCCAGGGACCAGUGAAAGAAACUCUGGAAAGUGCCCUGAUUGCCCUGGACUCUGAAAAGCCCAAGAAGCUGCGGUUCCACCCGAAGCAGCUGUACUUCUCUGCCAGGCAAGGGGAGCUGCAGAAGGUCCUGCUGAUGUUGGUGGAUGGAAUUGACCCUAAUUUUAAAAUGGAGCAUCAGAGUAAGAGAACCCCUCUCCAUGCUGCCGCCGAGUCUGGCCACGUGGACAUCUGCCAUAUGCUCAUUCAGGCUGGUGCUAACAUUGACACCUGCUCCGAGGACCAGAGGACCCCACUGAUGGAAGCAGCAGAAAACAACCACCUGGAAACUGUGAAAUACCUGAUCAAGGCUGGAGCACUCGUAGAUCCCAAGGAUGCCGAGGGCUCCACGUGUCUGCACUUGGCAGCCAAGAAGGGGCACUAUGACGUGGUGCAGUACCUGCUCUCCAACGGGAAGAUGGAUGUCAACUGCCAGGAUGACGGUGGCUGGACGCCGAUGAUCUGGGCCACGGAGUACAAGCACAUCGAGCUGGUGAAGCUGCUGCUGGCCAAGGGCUCGGACAUCAACAUCCGUGACAACGAGGAAAACAUUUGUUUGCACUGGGCUGCUUUUUCUGGCUGUGUUGACAUAGCUGAGAUCCUGCUGGCAGCAAAGUGUGACCUGCACGCCGUGAACAUCCACGGGGACUCGCCCCUGCACAUCGCGGCCCGAGAGAACCGCUACGAGUGUGUGGUUCUCUUUCUUUCCCGUGGCUCGGAUGUCACUUUAAAGAACAAGGAGGGUGAGACCCCGCUCCAGUGCUCCAGCCUUAACUCUCAGGUCUGGGUGGCCCUACAGAUGAACAAGACUCUCAAAGAAUCGUCUUCUGAGAAGCCUGCCCAGAUAGACAAGGUGGUGAGCAGAGACAUUGCCCGGGGUUACGAGCGGAUCCCCAUUCCCUGUGUCAAUUCCGUGGACAGCGAGCCCUGCCCCAGCAAUUACAAAUAUGUGUCACAGAACUGUGUCACCUCCCCGAUGGACAUUGACAGGAACAUCACUCAUUUACAGUAUUGUGUCUGUAUAGACGACUGCUCCUCCAGUAACUGCAUGUGUGGCCAGCUCAGCAUGCGCUGCUGGUACGACAAGCUCUUCCUGCCUGAGUUCAACAUGGCUGAGCCCCCCCUGAUCUUUGAGUGCAACCACGCGUGCUCGUGCUGGAGAACCUGCAGGAACCGGGUGGUGCAGAACGGCCUCAGGACUCGGUUGCAGCUUUACCGGACCCAAAAGAUGGGCUGGGGAGUGCGGACGAUGCAGGACAUUCCUCUGGGAACCUUCGUGUGCGAGUACGUUGGGGAGCUCAUCUCCGACUCGGAGGCCGAUGUCCGCGAGGAGGACUCCUACCUCUUCGACCUGGACAACAAGGAUGGAGAGGUUUACUGCAUCGAUGCCCGUUUCUAUGGCAACAUCAGCCGCUUCAUCAACCACCUGUGCGAGCCCAACCUCAUCCCCGUGCGGGUGUUCAUGUCCCACCAGGACCUGCGCUUCCCCAGGAUCGCCUUCUUCAGCACCAGGCACAUAGAGGCUGGGGAGGAGAUCGGCUUCGACUACGGGGACAGGUUCUGGGACAUCAAAGGCAAAUUCUUCAGCUGUCAGUGCGGUUCACCCAAGUGCAAACACUCGAGCUCGGCGCUGGCCCAGCGGCAGGCGAGCACCUCGGCCCAGGACACGCAGGAGAACGGGCUCCCCGACACCAGCUCCGCCACAGCCUCCUUCUGACACCACCUCCCUCCACCCCACAGCUUCACCUCUUUCCAUUUAAACAGAAAGAAGAGAGAGAGAGAAAAAGAGAGAGAGAGAGAAAAAAAAAAAAAAAAAA